UUUAGGUUAUGAAAUCUGGCAAAACGAUUUUUAGGUUAGUAAACAACAGCAUUCACUGAAUUAUUGAAUUUAUGAUCACUAUUAGCUUUAUUUUUUAUGAAUAAUAAACGUAGAAGUAAUGUUUUUAUCAAUUUCUAAUGGAUGACGCACACAAUCAAUCAAUAUCGUCAGGUUUAGCUUUAAUCAGUAACUAUGAAAGUGAAGAUUGUGAUAGCGAUGAGGAAAAUGAAGUGAUUCGACUUGACAAGUCAGAAUGUAAUACGUCCAGAGAAAGAUUGCCCGCUCCAAGUGCCCUUCUGCAAACUACUAAGACUGAGGAUUUUCAUGAAGAUAAUCCUUUGUUACACGAUGGACGAGUCAGAUCCUUUCCACAUGUCAGAGGCAAUUGGUCUACCCUUGUCUAUAUAGCUUAUGAACACAAUGACGUCCUGGAUGAAUUUAUCACUAACUUAAAACUCACAUUAGGUGAUAAAAUCAAUCUGAGGCAAAUAGAUAACUUGCACAUUAGUCUUUCGAAAACAGUGGUACUGUUGUAUCACUGGAUUAAUACAUUAGUGGAAUCGUUACAGCUACAGUUCCAAACUUAUCCAAGAUUUACAUUGCAGUUUGGGGAACUGGAGGUUUUCUGUAAUGAAACAGAAACAAGGACGUUUAUUGGCAUGAACAUCCUUGCUGGAAAUGAAGAACUCCUGAAUCUAGUCAAAAUGGUCGACUCGUGCCUUACAGAAUUCAAACUUGAUACUUUCUAUGAGGAUAUACUAUCCUUCCUAAGGUCCAAACAGAACUUAUGGUCAAGGUUUAGCUUCCGAUUCCGUUCGAUACCAUUAAUAAGCUGGUAAUGAUAGAAGCAUUUGGAUGUCAUCGUGCUGAAACUAUCGAGGAGCCGAAAUUUCAUCUGAGCAUUGCGUGGUGUUUAGGGAAUAAAAUGAGCGAAUUGAAGACUGAAUUGCCCAGGUUGAAUGAACUCUGCAACCAUUUCAUUGUAAAUAAUCCUGAUUUCAUAUUGAAACAAGUUGAUAGUAUUUGCUGUAAAAGUGGAAAUAAGUUUUUCACUUUCCCUUUGAAAUAAAACAAUCUUCUAUUUCAA
Messenger RNA from Nilaparvata lugens (brown planthopper), 1087 nucleotides. RefSeq names its product U6 snRNA phosphodiesterase-like. The coding region runs from base 138 to 839 and encodes 233 amino acids. The transcript is spliced from 6 exons. The record is from RefSeq and is a predicted model, not a curated record. Gene Ontology annotation, biological process: U6 snRNA 3'-end processing. Gene Ontology annotation, molecular function: 3'-5'-RNA exonuclease activity. Lineage: Eukaryota; Metazoa; Arthropoda; Insecta; Hemiptera; Delphacidae. Gene Ontology annotation, cellular component: nucleus.